AUGAACGGCUCGGGAUUUGAUAUGAGGCUCGGCAUCGAGAGCGCUCUUCGACGCGCGCUUCCGUACGGCGGUCUUCCCGGCAAUGACUCGCCGCAGACGGCCUUCUUCGACGCGGCCACCGAGGGCGACCUCCGCCGCCUCAGAGAGUUGGCGAGCGGCAAGGACGCGGAGGAGAAGGCGUGGCUUGCGGAUGUGUCCAUCCAAGGUGUUGGGCCGUUUCAGGCCGCCGCGCGCCUGGGAAAAGUUGAUUGCUGGAAGCAAAAUUGGUGUAAUGCGUUGGCUGCUGCUGCAUUGGAUGGAAAAAUGGAUGUUGUUAGGUACCUUCUUGACAACGGGGCAGAUCCAAAUAAGAAAGACGACGCAGGCUCUGUUCCUCUUCACUGUGCUGCAAAAUUUGGGCAUCACGAAGCAGCAAGACUAUUGCUAUCUAGAGGAGCUAGUGUUGAUAUAGCUUAUUUUCAUGGGACACCACUACAUAUUGCUGCUUACUAUGGGAAGGCCAGUGUCAUGAAAGUCUUAUUGGAGCACCAUGCAGAUGCAGGUGCAGAUGUAAAUUCUACUAAUCCCGAUACUGCCUUGGUAGUGGCAACUACUUACGGGUUAACUGACUGCAUGAAGUACUUGCUAAAGGCUGGUGCAGACCCUAAUAUCCCAAAUAGUCAUUGUGGUGCCAUGCCAAUACAACUCGCAGCAAGCUGUGGAAGAAGAAAGCAUGUGGAGUUACUAUUUCCUUUAACUUCUCCCAUUCGAACUAUAUCAAACUGGACUGUUGACGGAAUUCUUGCUAAUGCCAAAUGAAAACACUCCAAGCCCAGGGAUGAGGAAGAUGAUGACAAUACCAAAGUCCAGCUGAAAUUAUGCGGUGAGGAAGCUGUUAAGAGAAAGGACUAUCGUGCCGCGUCAAUGUUCUACACCGAGGCAAUUGAGUUGGACCCGACUGAUGCAACACUGUAUUCGAAUAGGAGCCUGUGCCACAUGCAAAUGACUGAAGUAGAUAUGGCUUUGCUUGAUGCUAAUACUUGCAUUGAAUUGCGCCCUGAAUGGUUGAAAGGCUACUACAGGAAGGGAGUUGCUCUCAUGUUUCUCAAGGAGUAUAAAGAAGCAUGUGAUGUUUUCAUGGCUGGACUGAAGCUGGACCCUGGAAAUGCCGAGAUGGAGAAAUCAUUACGGGAGGCUGUCGAGGCCAUGAAAAAGGACCACUUCGCUAGAAAAAGCUUCAAACCAUCUGAUUAGAGAAACAUGUCGGCUCUGGAGGUCGUGCAACCCGUUUUAGAUGCCAUAGUAGAGGCAUAUUGCAAGUGUUAGAGGUAGAAUUCUCAGUGCGUAGCCUUGUUAUGACUCUGGUUUGUCAAUGGGCACUGUUUAGCAUGAUAUAUUGAUAUUAGUCUGGUUGUCAGGUUUGUGAUGGCAUUGGUUAGCCUUA
Molecule: messenger RNA, 1423 nt
Organism: Triticum urartu
Lineage: Eukaryota; Viridiplantae; Streptophyta; Magnoliopsida; Poales; Poaceae
Source: RefSeq, a predicted model, not a curated record